UUCGGACGAAAUAUUUACGCCUCCCUCUGACAACAUUCACAACAAGCAACGUCCGUGAACUGGGAUGGACCUGUCAGGUGAGGUGACCGCCGCCCUACGCUUGCUCGGGGAUGCUUCCAAGAUUGAGCUGGCCAAGUAUCAGGAAGUGUUGCAGAAAGUCACGGAGGACAUUGCUAAGGACACUCCAGCCAACAGCUCUGCUCCUCAUCCUGCCGGAAAGGAGGACGGUGAAGUAUCACGAUGUCAUGCAGCAUUGGCAACACUUUUCCUAGAGACUGUGAGGGACAAUCACAAUGUCACAGUUAUCUCCUCAGUGCUGGAAGAUCUGAGUUGGCCUUCAGAAAGGAUUAUUGAUGCCACAAAAGCAGUAGAGUCACAUCGGACAGCCAUACAAUCAAAGCUUGCUUCCCUUGGAACAUUCCCUCCUCAUGUUGUUGACAUUGACUGGAAGCUAAGUUACCAAGUUAGAAGUAGUGAUGGUGAGGAAGGUGGUGGAGCCAUGUACCUGGUGACCCUUCACACUGAGGAGUCAAGAGGAAAGCGUGGCAAGAUUACAUUCUCCUGUUCCCUGGCUCAGCUUACUCACCUCGUCACCAGACUUAGACAAGCCUCUCGUUGUGUGCAGAAAUACGCCAGCAACAGUUGAUUGUGCUUCUUAGUAAGAUUAUACUUACUUUUCCUUGUUGCUCAGAUUCAGUCAAUGUUGGUGCUAGCUUCCUCUGCCUUCUGCUGUAUGUUCAUAUUUUUUAUUCCGUGAUCCAUUAUAUACCAAGAAUGAUAGUUAAAAGAUCCCCAUUUUGUGAUUGUAAUCCUCCUGAGGUGACUGAAUGCACAUGAGGAAGUGUGAGGGAUGGCAGCACCUGUGCUAUACAUAUGUAAGUCUUUGAGGAAGACUGAAGAACCUCAAUUUUUUGUCCUUAUUCAGUGGCUGUGCACUUACAGGGAGAAUGAUUAAGAAGGGAUGUGAUUUUCCUAUCUGAGAACAUUGAUGUACAUUUAUCAGUGAAUUUUUAUACUUGAGGCAUGAAAAAAAAAACUGAUUUUUCAUGUUAGACUUUGAAAAUGUCAUUGCCCUAUGAUUUAUAAGCCAGAGAUACUGUUCUAAUGCAGUCUGGAGAGAAGACCUGAGUUUGUUAUUGACCAGUCUUCACUGUGUGAAAUGUACUAUUCACUGUGAUACUUUUUAUAUUGAUUGUGAAGUUUUUGGUAUCAAAUUUGGAUGCUAAUUUAUAAAGCAUCUUUCCUAGUAUCAGUAAGGUUAAAGUUUGCUUUACCAUUAGUCAGUUUUGUUACUAGUGUAGGGAAUUUUCCUCAAAUUUUGAAUAAAUAUUCAGUAGUGAGGACCAGUUUUUUUUUUUUUUUUUUUUUUUCUUCAAGCUACAUGCCAUGUCUUAUUACUAAACAAAAUUGUAAAAAAAAUAGAUGAGUCAAAUUCUUUUCACACCAUAUACACUUGACCAGCUGCUGACACAGGUGAUUGGUGCUGCUGCUACAUCAUAUACCAAAACCCAUGAUUUACUGAAGAACCAAUGAGAACCAUUCUAAUUUGUGGCCUGGUACCUAAAACAUAUGAUUUCUGUUGUGUUGUGCAGUUUUAUUGAUCAAAACUGCUGCAACAUGAUUGUAGGUAUUGUAAUAUUAAAUGCAAUAUUGCCGUAAGAUAAAAUUUGGGCAUGAUAUUUAGCACAGCAAUCCAUUGUCUUGCAUAAAGAAAGUAAUUGAGCAGAAUUUCUCUGCACCUACACAAACAUGGUUUCCAUCUCCAUAUUAUUAUGAAGGGACAGGACAUUCAUCUCAUAGUCAUUAUGAAGGUAAAAGUAUUAAAACUAUGAAGAAAGUUAAAGCUGAUGAAAAUAGUUAUUUAGAAAGUAUAAAAAUGUGGCCACGUUUCCUUCCAAACAACUGUGUCUUUUUAUUAUAGCUGAAAAAAUAUUAAAACCAUCCUCUCAUAACAGUGCUUAAGUCCAUUAUAAACAAACCAUGAUAUAUCAAAAUGGAUUCCCCAAAAUGGGUCCUUUCUGCCAAUGUGGGAAUAUCAUGAGAAGGAUUCUCCUUGAACAGCAUUUGAUUUGACAUACAAGUACACUCAAGGUUUUCAACUACAGUAGUGAUAUUAGGACUAGUAAACAGGAUUUUCGUUAUCCAAAUGGAAAUUUUUACAGUAAUGAUUUCUGAUAAAAAAAAAAAAAUUUUUAAGCAGAAUAUCAUUUAGUAACAGUGAUGAAAGUGUUGUGAUGGAGUGACAGGCUGGUCAAGGGCAACCCAAUGCCAUUCUGCCCUUGGUGAUUUUCUAAAGCUAAUGGAUAAUAUAUCUGAAUUGAAUGUUAUCUUUUUUUAGUUGGCUUUGCCAUGUCUCAGUUGUGAGUGACAUUCCCUUGUGCCCAAUUUAUCUUGUCUUUGGAUCAGUUUCUCAUUAUUUCUGUAAUACUCUGUGAUUGUGCAUGAUAAUUGCUAUGCUUUAGGUUGAUCCCCAAAGCUUGAUAGGUAAUGCUUCAGAACUGCUCUACCUUUGUUGGCAAUGUCAUGGAUUCAAUGACAUCCUCUUAUGGCCAGUUUAUCUCUGAUGAUCAGUUCUCUCUCUCUCUCUCUCUCUCUCUCUCUCUCUCUCUCUCUCUCUCUCUCUCUCUCUCUCUCUCUCUCUCUCCUUAUUGCUUCAUAAUGACAUGUGACAUCCAGUUCUCAAGGUUGAUAAAAUAAUGAUGGAUGGUGAUAACAAAUCUAGUGACAGUUGGUCAAGUGUAUAUGAACUGUUAUCAAAAACAGAAGCUGACAGUUAAGAAUACUUUUAUCCUUGUUUUUAGCUCCAGGAAUCAUUCUUUCCAAGUGCCAAAAAUUAAAUCCACUACUGUAGUGUUGAAAUUACUGUGCAUUAUUUUGAGUACUAAAGCAUUACAGUGUUAAAUUUGCAGAGGAUGAUGGUUGUCUGCAUAAGUUAAUCAGUGCAUGUGAAUUUUACUGAAUCUUCUUUUUAAUCAAUUUGUAUGCACCUUUUUACUGAACUGGACAGAAUACAGCCAUAUCAGGGACUGGUUUGAGGGCGUUUUGAUUUAGUCAGAGUUUUACAUGAUUCGGGUUGUCAUCUACUUCCAUAGUUAAGAAUAAGUUGUUAAGAAUAGCCUAUUCUUAUGGUAUUGCAAUGUUUCUCUACCUCUAUGUUUUCUUUCUUUGUGAAACUUUAUUCAUACUCUUAUAAUUAAAAGGAAUGGCUAUGUACUACAUCAAUUUUUUUCUUUCAACUAUUGCUUGCCUAAACUACAAAUGAAAGAAACUGAUACAUA
Portunus trituberculatus (swimming crab) is the source of this 3278-nucleotide messenger RNA. Its product is annotated as COMM domain-containing protein 3-like. Gene Ontology annotation, biological process: sodium ion transport. The record is from RefSeq and is a predicted model, not a curated record. Lineage: Eukaryota; Metazoa; Arthropoda; Malacostraca; Decapoda; Portunidae. The transcript has 4 exons. The coding region runs from base 65 to 646 and encodes 193 amino acids.